AUGGACUCUAGAGCAGAUCAAACUCAUGCACAUGGGUACGAUGAACAUCAUCAUAAUUCCCACAAUGUUGGGUUACAAGAAGGGGCACGGGGUGAUGAAGAGCACCAUCAUGACCCUGAGAAGAAGUCGGUUAUGAAGAAAGUCAAGGCAAAGGCUAAGAAAAUUAAGGACACAAUCACGAAGCAUGGUCAUCAUGACCAUGAACAUGGUCAUGAGUAUCAUUAUGAUGAUCAACAUAUCCCUGAUGAUCAUGACUUGGAUGAGGAAGAUGACGAGGAUGAAGAUAUGGUUGAAAACCCAGAAGUCCAUGGAGCACCAAUUUAUGACAGUUCUGCUGCUAGAAGUGCCACUGCCACACCAGGGCAAAUCAAAACUUUAGGGACACCUGGGGUUAAUUUCGGAGGUAGAAAAAUUAUGGGAGAAGAACCUCAUCACGAGCCUCGACUUGUCGUUGUUUCUCCAACUAGUGGAAUUAAUCAAAGCAAACCCACUGACCCAACUAGAACAUUUGUUGGGGGAGAGAAAACAGUGCAACCCAAGGUCAAUUUGGAGAGACCAAUGGACUUGGAGGAAGAUCCUCAUGCGCCAGGAAGUAGAACUGUAGCAUAUGAUCCAGCCAAUUAUCAAACCAAAGUCACUGAUCCAACUGGGUCUGGUGGGGCGGAAAUUGAUAUUACCCCAGUUGAGAAAUCUUUUACCAAUAUGACUGUCCAAAAUCAGCCAAAACCGAUUCCAGAACCAAAAGUGCUUCCAGCCGUUGCUGAAACUCCAUACUCUUCACAAUCAAGCCACCACCAAUUUGAGCCAGUUCUGUCUGCAGCAACCAAAACUCACUACCCAUCUGCUGAAAGCUAUGGCCAGUACCGGCCAGAACUAUCUAGUGAAAUCAAAACCCAAUACCCCAAAAGUCAUGCUCAGUUUAUAUCAGAGUUGCCUACACCAACCAAUACUGCAGCAACCAAAACUCACUACCCAUUUGCUGAAAGCUAUGGCCAGUACCGGCCAGAACUAUCUAGUGAAAUCAAAACCCAAUACCCCAGAAGCCAUGAUCAGUUUAUAUCGGAGUUGCCUACACCAACCAAUACUCAUUACCCUCCAGCCAGAAGCCAUGAUCAGUUGAUAUCGGAGUUGCCUACACCAACCAAUACUCAAUACCCUUCAGCCAGAAGCCAUGAUCAGUUGAUUUCGGAGUUGCCUACACCAACCAAUACUCAAUACCCUUCAGCCAGAAGCCAUGAUCAGUUGAUAUCAGAGUUGCCUACACCAACCAAUACUCAUGACCCUUCAGCCAAAAGCCAUGACCAAUAUAGUGCAACAAAAUCCCAAUACCCUUCAACUGGAACCCAUGAUGAUCAUUAUACUGCAACAAAAACUCAAUACCCUUCAACUGGAACCCACGAUGCUCAACAUAUUGCAACAAGGACACUUUACCCAUCAACCGGAACCCAUGAUCAGUCAGUGAAAGAAUUAUUAACUGAACCUAAAACUCAACAACACUACCAUUCAGGUAAAAAUCAUGACCAAUAUUUGCCACAACACUCUAGUGCAACAAAUACUCGAUACCCUUCAGCUGGAAGCCAUGAUCAGUUUCUACCAGAAGAGUUUUCUACUCAACCAAAAACUGCACAAACCCACAACACCUCUUUUGAAGAACAACCUCAACAACCCUCAGAUCAAAGCAGUUACACAGAUAAAAUCUCCUCAGCAACCUCAGCAAUAGCCGAUAAAGCCGUCACGGCCAAAAACGCCGUCGCUUCAAAGCUUGGAUACGGCAACGAAAACGACAAUGAAAGACAUCAUGAAGAGAACACAAGUGCUGAAAAACCACUGAACCAAAGCAGUUACACAGAGAAAAUCUCAUCAGCAACAUCUGCAAUUGCUGAUAAAGCAGUCUCAGCCAAAAACACAGUAGCUUCAAAGCUCGGUUUUGGCGAGAAAGGUGACACAGAAGACAACAAGGUAACAACGACAAAUGAAGAUAACAGAAGAGAGAACAAUGCUUCUUCCCCUACAGAAUAUGGAAAGAGAGUUGCUUUGUCUUUGACAGAGAAACUAGCUCCAGUUUAUGGUAAAGUUGCUGGAGUAGGAAGUUCUGUGAAGUCAAAAGUUCCUGGAAGUGAAAGAGACAGUACUGGUGUGGGAAUGGAACAAGAUAAAGGGGUUUCUGUGAAGGACUAUUUGGUUGAGAAGCUGAGGCCUAGUGAUGAAGAUAGGGCUCUUUCUGAAGUGAUCUCAGAGACUUUGUAUAAGAAGGAACCAAUGGAGGUUACUGGGGAGGGAGAGGGUAGGGAUGUGAGGAAGGUAGUUUCUGAUGGUGUGCACAAGAGAGAAGAGGAGCCUGAGAGAAGAGUGGAUCAUCAUAGGCCAAUGGGGAAGGUGACUGAGUCAGAGGAAGUUAAAAAGAGGUUGGGGAGUGAGGAUGAGGAGACAGAGAAAAGGUAUGAAGAGAGCUAUGUGAAUAGCCCUGGGAAUGGUGUCCUUGAUAAGCUUAAGGGUGUGGUUGGAUCCUGGUUCACCAAACCUGGAGAGAAUCAAUCCUCACAAGAAGGGGAAGAUUUGUCUAGGAAUUAUGGGGCAGAAGUGGAACAUGUUAAUCAAGGUGCAGGAGAAAGAACACUACAGGAAUCAUCUAAUUGA
Molecule: messenger RNA, 2637 nt
Organism: Abrus precatorius (Indian licorice)
Lineage: Eukaryota; Viridiplantae; Streptophyta; Magnoliopsida; Fabales; Fabaceae
Product: low-temperature-induced 65 kDa protein-like
Exons: 5
Coding region: 1-2637 (878 amino acids)
Biological process (GO): response to abscisic acid; response to stress
Source: RefSeq, a predicted model, not a curated record